UGGACUUUGCUGGACUUCGCUCGGCACAGUUUGCGGUGAUUCGGAGUGGCGCAAGGAGAACACCCUUGCGGAGUCACCGAACAGGGUGUUUGAGGGAUUUGCCAUACAUUACCGGUAUCACUUUUGCUUGCAUCGUCGGUCUGUGUGGUUCGACAGCGUUGAACGCCUUCGUGUGGUGAUAGGCGGCUGGCGAGAAAGGGCCCGUUCUGCGCAACCAUUGCCGUUGGCCGACUAGUUACGGAUCGAUAAAGUCCGGUCGGGAGCACUAAACUCUAGCUUUGGCGUCCCGCUCAGCAUCGAAUCUCAUUCCGACACUACGUGGACUACGGCAUGGUGAAGACAGUCAUGUAUGUGAUCGGUUGAUCAUCUGCUGUCUCUGUCUGUACUGAAUCCUGCGUUCAGUCACGGCCAGAAUCUAGCCAAGUAGUCGCGAGCCGACUACGUGCCGUCACGCUGGUUCUACUCCGCAGUCCAAAGGUCCAAAAGACACUGUCUUGUAAACUCUAGCAAUACAGCAAACUCCCUGGAAACUCCAGCAAUCCAGUAAACUCCCUUCGUAACUCCAGUAAACUCCAGGAGUAAUUCCAACAAACUCCCUGAGUAACAGUCCACCAAACUGCCCUUUGUAGUUCCAUCUAUCCAGCAAACUCCCGCAGUAACACCUGCAAACUAACCAAAUUCCUGCUGCUUGUCAACGGCAGAGCUAGUAAGCGGCCUUAGCGAGCAUCGCGAUGGGCCUGACCGAAGAGGAGCGGUCGGAGAUCGUCGCGGCAAUAUCGCGCGGCGACGUCACGGCUCUGAGCUCGCUGGACGUUGGCGAGUUUCGGGACGAGCACGGCGCGAGCGCGGCGCACUACGCGGCACGCUACGGGCAGCAGGCGGUGCUCCGGCACCUGCACGAGACGUCUCGCUUCACCGCCGUCAUGACGACGACAGACGGGCACACUCCGCUGCACGACGCGGCAGCCAUGGGACAUCGCGACGUCGUCAAGUGGCUGCACGAGGAGCGCCUGUGCUCGGCGAGCAACGACGCCGACGCAGACGGCUGCACGGCGCUGCACUUCGCCGCGCGCUUCGGCCGCCUCGGCGUGCUCCAGUACCUGGUGACGCAGUGCGGCUGCGAUGCCAUGGCAACCACGAAGAGCGGGAUGACACCACUGCACUGGGCGGCGGCCAAGGGGCGCAUCGCCAUCGUCAAGUGGAUCGUCGGUACGCACCAGAGGUCCGGGUAUGAGCGUGCCGAGGAUGGCACCACACCUGUGUAUAUGGCCGCGCAGGAGGGCAGGCCGGCGUGUGUGGAGUACAUUGCCAUGCACUGCAGCGGCAGUGCACGCGUGAGAGCCGUGGACGGAACGCUGCCAAUCCACGCUGCUGCAGCCGCUGGCCACUACCCGGUGGUCAAGUUCCUGAUCCAGAAUGAAAUGGCAUCAUCCGUGGAUCUGGACGGGAGUAACGCUACACCUGUACACUACGCGGCUGCUAACGGCCAUGUUGAGCUGCUGUGGUGGCUGGUAAAUAACCACAAGCUCAUUCCGGAUCCUGACCGACUAGGGAACACACCGCUACAUGACGCUGCCCAGCAUGGUCACUCGGAGUGUCUGGGCGUGCUGGCCAACGCUGCGCGUCUCAUGCCCAACGAGAUGUCACAGCUGAACGCUGAGGAUGCCAGCGGGCAGACACCAUUGGACAUCGCAGACCAGGAGGACCACUCCGCGUGCUGUGAGCUACUUGCCAUGCGCGGUGUGCAGCGGAGGAAGAAGAAAGCCCCGGUCCAGCGACGCAAGGAUAAAGCCCAUCGGCAGAACCCCGAGCAGGGCGGUGGCAACAAGUCGCCGAGGCUUCGCAAGCGCAAGGAGCCGGGCCCGUCUGGUGGUGGAGCGCCGGCACCCCCUCCACCGCCUCCCGACUCUUUCCUGGCCGGCGUGCAGUUGAAGAAGCGCGACGUGACGUCGUCCCUGAGCUCGGCGACCACCACGGACGGCGAGACCAGUCUUCUGUUGUCGAAGGUGAAGCUACGGAAAGUGUCCGAAGCUCAGAUCUCCCAGGAUCGCUCCCCACAACAAGCGCAAGACUCUGGUUUGCUGAGCGACAUUCGCGGUGUGGACAAAUCCGUUCUGAAGCAAACAAACCCGGCGAAGAGAUUCCUGGCACCGGAAACUGGUCACGUGCUUGACGACGAGGACGACGAUAGCGGUGCGGAGCUAGUCGUGCCGGCAAUGGACGCCGACGGCAAGCCAUUGCCCGCCUGGAAGAAGAAAAUCUUGGAGAAGAAGGUGGAGCAGAAAAAGCAGAAACGUGCUGUCAAGCAGCAGAAGGAUACUGAAGAGAAAGAAAAGUGGGAAGGCAUUCCGGCGUGGAAGCGUAAAGUCAUGGAGGAGAGGGAAGCAAAGAGACUGGCGGACAUGCAGCCUGAACUUGCCCGUAAGAAAAUGGAACAGGAGAAAAAAGCAAAGGUGGCUGCCAUGCCUGACUGGAAGAAAGAUCUGCUCAACAAGAAGUGAAACUUGUGCACACAUGCCCCACCCGCACUGCACACACAAACACACACACACCACACACAUACUAUUACACACACACACACACAAACACACACACACACACACACACACACACACACACACACACACACAAUAGCACACGCAGAUAUGCAUCCUCACGCAAACGCCACUAUCGUGGCCAGGCUUUGAACAGUUAGAUAUAACUGUUACCCACUGCAGACCUGCAAUGCAAAUGCUUGAAGUACAAGUCGUACAUGCACAAAUUGAUAUGACGUGCUUGCAAAUUUAAUUAAUUCGUGCACUAGUAGUUCCAGUACAAUGCAGUACAGUGCUGGUCAGUAAAACCCUACGUCAUGAAUAAAGACAGUAACACUGCGUUCGAGUGCACAGACCAGUGUGUGUAAUGCUAGGGCUGUGUAGUGCUAGGGCUGCAUAGCGCCCGGCAAUGCUAUUGUAUUCAUGACGUUGGAUUUCUUUGGCCAGCACUGUCGGAGCAGUACACACCUUUCAUGACUUCCGUAACUCUUCUCAGAGUUUAUCCUCAGCUGGUGAGAAGGUUUAGUUGCAUGGCUACUGUAGCACUGCACUGGUGCUCGUACUACUUUCGAAAGGUCACACGCACCCACACUGGGAUACUGUGUGAGCAGUGGGCAAGGAAGUAGCAAACUCACAAUGCAAACCGGCUGUCGCAAAAUACUUUUUUUUUUGUUUACUUUAACUUGAGAUCAUUCAGUAUAAAGAUACCGAUUUCGUUUCAUUUUUAAUUAGA
Molecule: messenger RNA, 3267 nt
Organism: Sycon ciliatum
Lineage: Eukaryota; Metazoa; Porifera; Calcarea; Leucosolenida; Sycettidae
Product: espin-like
Molecular function (GO): protein binding
Source: RefSeq, a predicted model, not a curated record